UCAGUUUUCCACGAAAUAGAAGAGGGGCGUAGGUUUCCGGGUUUUAAAAUUGUGUGGUAAAGUAACUGCGUCUUUUCUAUAAACAAACGCUGUAUUUUUUCCUAAAAGGCGUAAGUGCACGAUUUGUAAUUUGCAAAACAUUCUCAUCAUAAACAAAGGGGGACGCAUCGUAGGAUGGGAUCUCCAACAAAAGAAGCAUCACACAGGGGUCAUGCGCACACACCUGGAAAAGCCCCAGAAUCUCCUCUUCCCUCAGUCCAUGAGCGCCUGGCGUACCUCCGUCCCUCCAGGGAGCUGCUGGAGUUUUACCGGCAGAAGAUCGCACAGUUUGACUCUGAACACGAGGAGCUGCUGCAAAUGCUGGAGAAAUACAAAAGCAUCGCAGACGACCAGCAUAAACUACAGUGGGAAGUACGACAGCGAGAAGGGGAGAUUUCUGAGCUGCAGAAUGCUCUCAGUGACAUGCAGGUUUACCUUUUCCAAGAGCGGGAACAGUCACUGCGGCUUUAUGCAGAGAAUGACAGACUCAAAAUAAGAGAGUUGGAGGACAGAAAGAAAAUCCAUCACCUCCUCGCUCUGGUGGGUCCUGACGCCGGUGAAAUCACAUAUUUCCACCGUGAGCCGCCCCAUAAAGUUGCUAUCACACAGAAGAUUCCAGAGUCCAACUUUGAAGAAAACCUGAGUCUCAGACCCCAAAAAUUCAGGCCUGCUGUGAGCAAGAAAGGAGAAAGUAGAAAGACCAAAUCUGCAAACGGGGUUAAACAUGAAACUCUGGAACAAUACAAGAACGAUAAUGAGACGUUGUUACUACAGGUGGAGGCGCUGCAGGCUCAGAUGGAAGAACAGACUCGACUGUCCAAAGAGCAGGUGGAGACUUUGCUGGAGGACAGAAGGAUAAAAUCAGACGAGGCCCAGGCACAGAUGCAAAGAGACCAGGAACGAAUCGCUGCUUUAACUGAGAAGUUACAACAAACCCAGAACCUGUUACACCACAGCACCAGAGAUUUCCUUCAGUUAAAGUUUGACACUCGAGCUCUGGAGAAGAGUUGGAUGGUUGAGAAGGACAAACUGCUGAGGGAGCUGGACUCUUGUCACAAUCGUCUGAGAAAGACUGGUCCCUCUGGUCACUCUGCUGCCCCAGAGCUGAGCAGAGCGUGGCAGCCCACCAGCAGCUCCACUCUUCACACGCACCGACCCCAAUAUGUACCACAGCAAAUUCCACAGCAAGCACAUAAGGAGGAAGUGAAGGCAUUACAGGAGGACUUAAAGCAGGCCCAUCGUCUGGCAGAGAUGUUUAGAGAACAGUGCGUUUCUCUGGAGACAGAACUCGCUCAAAUCAGAGAGGAGGGCGACGUGGGCAGAGAAAUAUUCAAGGAGCGCUCUGAUAAAAUGGCAAAGCGUCUUCAGCUCAUGACCCAGCGUUACGAGGCUCUGGAGAAGAGAAGAGCCAUGGAGGUGGAAGGAUUCAAAACAGAUCUGAAGCAUCUCAGACAGAAACUGAAAGAUGUCGAAAAACAACUUCUCAAGGUCACUCUGAAUGUUGGACCUAACCAGGAUUUAGCGAUUCUCCAUGAAGUACGUCAGACCAACUCCAGAACAAAGAAGGUCCAGGGGGAGCUCAUGACACUGAAGGCGAAGAUCUACGGACUGGAAAACGAGCUGCGCUUUAGCUAGAGAAUAAUUUCCUUCUUGUAUCCAUACCUUUUCAUUCAUAAUAGUUGUGCCUUGGUGUUUACUACUGAUGAGUGAUUUUGCAAUGUUUUUAAUCAAUAAAUAAACCAAAAUGUUGUAAAUAUUAAAGCUUAAAUCAAUGA
Boleophthalmus pectinirostris (great blue-spotted mudskipper) is the source of this 1814-nucleotide messenger RNA. It is a transcript of the gene ccdc77, whose product is annotated as coiled-coil domain containing 77. Gene Ontology annotation, cellular component: centrosome. The transcript is spliced from 12 exons. The record is from RefSeq and is a predicted model, not a curated record. The coding region runs from base 175 to 1674 and encodes 499 amino acids. NCBI's taxonomy places the organism in Eukaryota, Metazoa, Chordata, Actinopteri, Gobiiformes, Gobiidae.